Molecule: messenger RNA, 567 nt
Organism: Papaver somniferum (opium poppy)
Lineage: Eukaryota; Viridiplantae; Streptophyta; Magnoliopsida; Ranunculales; Papaveraceae
Product: F-box protein CPR1-like
Exons: 2
Coding region: 1-567 (188 amino acids)
Source: RefSeq, a predicted model, not a curated record
AUGUUUGGUGAAAAAUUUGUUAGCUACUUAUCGUUUAGCGGAUAUGUGUUAGGCUAUGAGUCGGAGAUUGAAAAUUAUAUGUUUGUUGUGACGUUGAAUGUUCCUGGUGGUUCUGUUUCUAGAAGACAUGGAGUGCUUGCUAAUGAAUCUAUUCAUUGGUUAGCAUUGCCCUGGAAUAACGAUAGUGCUAAACGUUGGGUCAUUCUUUCUUUUCACUUAAGUACUGAGAUGGUUCAGCAACUGCCGCCACCCAAACCAUUGGAUCAUGCACAUCAUUCUGAAGUAAGAAUUUAUGGGUUCGAAGGUUCCCUUUGCUUACUUGUUAACAAGAACAAGGUCUUUCUGGAUAUUUGGGUGCAGAAGGAUUAUAGAGUAAGCAAUUCUUGGACUAAACAAUUCACGAUUUCUUCUCAACCUAAGGUUCAUGGAUCAUUAAGCUUUGUGCAGCCGUUAAAAUCUUUCAAUAACGGCGAGAUUCUGAUGCUACAGAAUGAUUGCAGCUUGGUUUUAUAUGACCCAGAAAGCAAAAGCCUUAGAACUCUACUUUCUGGUAUUGAAAAAGUUUGA